Messenger RNA from Microthlaspi erraticum, 357 nucleotides. The record is from the annotation of a GenBank genome assembly. Lineage: Eukaryota; Viridiplantae; Streptophyta; Magnoliopsida; Brassicales; Brassicaceae.
AUGAAGACGGACGUUGACCGAUAUAAUUUCCCGGAGGAUUAUAUAGCUACAAAUCCCCCAAAUAUACUCAUCAUUCUUAAACUUCACCGAGCCACAACCAAGUCGGAUCCUGUCACGCCACACGAACUUCUUGUGAGUACAUUUGGUUGUCUUCUUGUAGCAGAUGAGUUUCUUGAGUCUGUUGAGAACAUUGUGACAUCUCAGCGACCUUCUUGGCGAGCUGAUGCAGAAAGCGGUAAAUCGAUUUCGUAUAUUCACCUUUUGACGAGGCUCUUCUUUUACAAUUACAUGCUCUAUUUGACUGCAAGUAAAAGUUUAGUGCUUAAGUGUUUAAAGAAAGGUGUUCUUUAUCUAUAA